AUGCAGAAACCAGCCAGAGCGAUCGCUACCCAUAUGAAGGAGCGCGAGCGCCUUCCUGUCGUCCCACAGUCACCUCACUACGUGCCACAAUCCGAUGUGGAGAGCAACUUGUCGUCGCAGAAGGCGUCAACCAAUAGUAACCACACAGGUCUCUCAAAAGUUGAGCGAGACAUCAGACCUGAGCCAGCCUCCGAGUUCUCAAUGAACACGAUUCAGCUCAUCGCGUUCAUCUCCGUCACUUGCGUCUCUCAGCUGCUGUCUCUGAGCGCUAUGAACCAAACUGUAGCUCCAGUCGUCUUGCUCGCCCACUACUUCAACGUACCAAAUCCUGGCGAAUUGAGCUGGUUCUCAGCUGCAUAUAGUAUGAGUGUUGGGACGUUCAUACUACCAGCUGGUCGAUUAGGCGAUAUGUAUGGACACAAAAGGAUCUAUCUCCUUGGUUGGCUGUGGUUCUCUGUGUUCAGUCUGAUAACAGGAUUCGCUUAUGCAUGGGGCAGCAUUGUCUUCAGCACAUUGCGCGCGCUUCAGGGCAUUGGUCCUGCUUUGUUAAUCCCGAACGCUGUUGCUUUAAUUGGGCGCACUUUGCCUGCGGGCGAGAAGCGUAUGAUUGGAUUUGCAUGCUUCGGCGCCUGCGGACCACUUGGUGCAGCCUUAGGUGCAGUCUUCUCGGCUUUGAUUGCUGAGCACUGGUGGUGGCCAUGCAAUUUUUGGGUCUUGUCUUUCGUCGCUCUCAUCGUCAUGGGUGUUGCUUACCUUGUGUUGCCAACAGACUUUACGCGGGAGAACGAACUGAGAUCCGAGAAACCGAGCUUUGAUUACUGGGGUACAUUCACAGGCGUCACUGGAUUGAUCCUCGUCAAUAUGGCGUUGAAUCAGGCUCCUCUAGUGCUUUGGUCCACGCCGUACAUCGGAGCUCUUUUGGCUGUUGGCAGCUUAUUGCUGAUUGCGUUCAUAGUCGUGGAGCUGAAGGUUACCGACCCUCUGGUACCGAUUCGUGGCCUUUCUCGAGACGCGGUCUUCGCAUUGAGCUGCAUUGUGGUAGGCUGGGCAUCACACGGCAUAUGGGCAUACAAUCUGUACCUCUUCCUCGAGCUCCUACGCGGACAAUCCGCUCUCCUAACAUCCGCCCAAACAUCACCCGUGGCCAUCACUGGUAUUCUCUUCGCUUUCUCUACUGUCUGGCUUAUACAACGCCUGGGCGUAGCGUACGUCAUGCUCCUCUCUAUGAUCUUCUUCGCGGUAGGCGCUCUGCUCCUGGCCACCAUGCCGCUGCAUCAGACCUACUGGGCCCAGACAUUUGUAUCCGUGCUCAUCAUGCCCGGGGCAAUGAAUCUCAGCUACCCGGCGGCGAACAUGCUGAUGUCCACUGCGCUGCCUAAGGAGAAACAGGGCGUGGCGGCUAGUCUUGUGAGUACUCUCGUCAACUAUAGUAUCUCUGCUGGCCUGGGUUUCGCGGGGAGCAUCGAUAGGUAUACCACAGAUGCUGCGUUUGGGGGCCUACGGGACGGGAAUGUGUCACAUGGUAUGUGGGCCUCAGAUGAACGUGCAGAUCGGAUCCGGCUCGAAGGGCUACGCUCUUCAUUUUGGUUUGCAGUCGGCUUGGGUGGUUUGGGGGUCAUUGUUGCAAGCUUCUUCGUUGUGGUGGUGAAGCGAAGAUCGAGAGCUGGACUGCGGCGUGGCUAA
Boeremia exigua is the source of this 1683-nucleotide messenger RNA. RefSeq lists its product as uncharacterized. Gene Ontology annotation, biological process: transmembrane transport. Bases 1 to 1683 code for a protein of 560 amino acids. The record is from RefSeq and is a predicted model, not a curated record. Gene Ontology annotation, cellular component: membrane. NCBI's taxonomy places the organism in Eukaryota, Fungi, Ascomycota, Dothideomycetes, Pleosporales, Didymellaceae. The transcript is spliced from 4 exons. Gene Ontology annotation, molecular function: transmembrane transporter activity.